ACUCAAAGCUCCCCAAAGCCAAAGCCAAAGCCAAAGCCAAAGGAAAAACAAAUAAGCCAGCCAGCCCGUCCGCACGCACAAAGUUAGCUGUACUUGGUUUGCUUUUCUCCCCCUCCCCAUUCCACCUUUUGCCAUUUACUGCUACUCCCCUUCCUUAACAAGAAGAAAUCUAAGUUUAGUUGCUUUUGUGUAUAUGUGUAACCCCAAGCCAUCUUCUCCAUCCUCAUUUGUCUCUUCUAUGAAGUCCCAUUUCACAAAGACCAACAAGGCUAUGGUUCUCCACAACAAUAAGAAUGAUGAGUUUGAUGAGCUCCACAGAUGGCCAACUCCUUCUGAGGCCCUGGAAGAGAUCAAAGCCAUAGGGAAAAUCUCCGGCCCAACAGCCAUGACAGGACUUAUACUCUUCUCAAGAGCCAUGAUCUCCAUGCUCUUCCUGGGCUACCUCGGGGAACUCGAGCUCGCCGGGGGCUCGCUUUCAAUCGGUUUCGCCAACAUCACUGGCUAUUCUGUCAUCUCCGGCCUGGCCAUGGGCAUGGAGCCGAUUUGUGGACAAGCUUAUGGUGCAAAACAGUGGAAGCUCCUUGGCCUCACUUUGCAAAGAACAGUGCUUCUCCUGCUCUCCACCUCCAUUCCCAUUUCCUUCAUGUGGCUUAACAUGAAGAGAAUUCUGCUGUGGUGCGGCCAAGACGAAGAAAUCUCUUCCAUUGCUCAUACUUACAUCGUUUUUGCCAUUCCAGACCUCUUCUUCCUCUCAUUGCUCCAUCCUCUACGUAUAUAUCUCAGAACUCAGAGCAUUACAAUGCCAUUAACCUACUGCUCAGCCAUCUCUGUGCUUCUUCAUGUGCCCAUUAACUUUCUCCUAGUUGUCUAUUUCAAGAUGGGAAUUGCAGGAGUUGCCUUGGCCACGGUUUGGACUAAUCUCAAUCUCUUCCUCCUGCUUUGCUCCUUCAUCUACUUCUCCGGAGUGUACAAGGGCUCGUGGGUGGCGCCGAGCAUCGACUGCCUCCGCGGAUGGUCGACUCUGCUCGCUCUGGCAAUCCCCACUUGCAUUUCGGUUUGCCUCGAGUGGUGGUGGUAUGAGUUCAUGAUAAUGCUUUGUGGACUCCUUGCCAAUCCGAAAGCCACCAUUGCUUCAAUGGGGAUUCUCAUCCAAACCACCUCCCUAGUCUAUGUUUUCCCUUCGGCUCUCAGCCUCGGAGUCUCCACCAGGGUGGGGAACGAGCUCGGCGCCAGGCGGCCGGCGAAAGCCCGGAUAUCGAUGAUCGUGUCGCUCGGCUGCGCGGUGGCGCUGGGCCUGGCAGCCAUGCUGUUCACGACCCUGGUGAGGCACAAGUGGGGCAGGUUUUUCACCAAAGAUGCUGAGAUUCUUGAGCUCACUGCGGUUGCAUUGCCCAUAACCGGCCUCUGUGAGCUCGGAAACUGCCCCCAAACCACCGGCUGCGGCGUUUUGAGAGGCAGCGCCAGGCCGACCACAGGGGCCAACAUCAACUUGGGGUCAUUUUACUUUGUGGGUAUGCCGGUAGCCAUUUUCAUGGGCUUUGUUGGCAAGAUGGGAUUUCCAGGGCUUUGGCUUGGCUUGCUUGCAGCUCAGGCCUCUUGUGCUUGCCUCAUGCUCUCUGUUCUCUGCAAAACAGAUUGGAUGGUUGAAGUAGAAAGAGCUAGAGAGCUCACUCAGUCUUCUUCUUCUUCUUCUCCUCCUUCUUCAGCUUCCGAUAAUGCUUCAUUGCCAGUAUCAUUGCCACCAGAAUCUGCCAUUAAAGAAACCAAGAGGAACGUUAAGCUUGAAGGGAUUUUGUGCACGAAUGAUGAGUUGGUGAAAUCAUCAGAUUCACUUGAAACUGAACCUCUCAUAGCCACUACCCACAUUGUUCAUUGAUAGACAGUAUCCAAUUCUUUGCCCCACUCUUUGAAGGGUUUCAUGUAUCAAACUUGUUCAUUAGGAUUAACUCACUUGGGACUGUAGAGUGAAGAGGUUUUUCUCCUUUUUUGUUUGUUUGUUUGUUUGUUUCUCUAUUUCUUACCUUAAAUUUUUGUUUUUACUUUUCUAA
Molecule: messenger RNA, 2048 nt
Organism: Diospyros lotus (date-plum)
Lineage: Eukaryota; Viridiplantae; Streptophyta; Magnoliopsida; Ericales; Ebenaceae
Product: protein DETOXIFICATION 48
Exons: 2
Coding region: 194-1876 (560 amino acids)
Biological process (GO): xenobiotic detoxification by transmembrane export across the plasma membrane
Cellular component (GO): membrane
Molecular function (GO): antiporter activity; xenobiotic transmembrane transporter activity
Source: RefSeq, a predicted model, not a curated record